AGCAAUCUUCACACUCACCCACACUGAAAACCUUCAUAUAUACCAAGAAAUUGUUGUGUCUUUUACAAUUAUCAUCAUGGCCGCACUUAAGAUGGUUAGCUUUCUUGUUCUAUGCAUGUUGGUGGCAGCUCCAAUGACUGCACAAGCUAUAACAUGUGGUCAAGUACAAAGCGCUCUCGUCCCAUGUCUUAGUUACCUCAAGACUACGGGGCCAACCCCUCCGGCAACAUGCUGUAAUGGGGUGAGGACCAUCAACAACGCUGCUAAAACCACCGCUGACCGCCGAACUGCUUGUCAGUGCUUGAAAUCAGCUGCUGGCAGCGUCAAGGGGCUUAACCCCACCACCGUAGCGGGUCUCCCUGGUAAAUGCGGAGUUAACAUUCCUUACAAGAUCAGCCUGUCCACAAACUGUGCCACCGUCAAGUGAGGUGCAUAGAGCGGGAUUUUGGGUCCAGAGAUGGUAUAGUUUGGGAAGAAUAAUAAUAAAGGCUCAUCAGCUGUGUGUAGUUCAGUUGAGAACGAGUCUCUGUCUCCACUUUAGCGAGGCUCCUUCUUCUUACCUAGUGUAAUUUUUUCAGUUUAGUCUCUUUUGUGUGGCUGUCUUUGGGCCCUUUCUGCCUCCUGUGUCAUAGAUGAGAUCCAUAUAAGUCUAUCUUUUUAUAUAUAUAUAUAAUAUAUAUACAUGCUACUUUAUUCUA
Molecule: messenger RNA, 698 nt
Organism: Hevea brasiliensis (rubber tree)
Lineage: Eukaryota; Viridiplantae; Streptophyta; Magnoliopsida; Malpighiales; Euphorbiaceae
Product: non-specific lipid-transfer protein 1
Exons: 2
Coding region: 77-427 (116 amino acids)
Biological process (GO): lipid transport
Cellular component (GO): membrane
Molecular function (GO): lipid binding
Source: RefSeq, a predicted model, not a curated record